Carica papaya (papaya) is the source of this 1047-nucleotide messenger RNA. RefSeq names its product endo-1,3;1,4-beta-D-glucanase-like. The record is from RefSeq and is a predicted model, not a curated record. Gene Ontology annotation, molecular function: hydrolase activity. NCBI's taxonomy places the organism in Eukaryota, Viridiplantae, Streptophyta, Magnoliopsida, Brassicales, Caricaceae.
CGUUAGGUGACGGUAACCAGCUCCCCCGAAAAAUAUCCGCAACUACAAAGUCCCCCAUCGCACUGCCACAGGGACACUCUCUCAUUUCCCUCGCAUUUUCUUCCUCUCAGUUCUCUCGGUAUUCUUCAUUCGAGCUUCGAAUAACAAUGUCAGGUCCUCAGUGCUGUGAAAAUCCACCAACCUUGGACCCUAACAGUGGAACAGGCCAUGUGGAGAAGCUUGCCGGUCUUGACACCUACGUCGUCGGCUCUCCUGCCUCAAACCGUGCCAUCCUUCUCAUUUCUGAUAUUUUCGGAUUUGAGGCUCCAAACUUGAGGAAACUGGCAGACAAGGUUGCAGCCGCUGGAUACUAUGUGGCAGUUCCCGACUUCUUUUAUGGAGAUCCAUAUGUGCCUGAGAAUACUGAUCGGCCAGUACUUGUUUGGUUGAAAGAUCAUGGAGCGGAUAAGGGAUUCGAGGACACAAAGCCGGUUAUUGAAGCUCUUAAGAGUAAAGGUAUAUCAACAAUUGGGGCUGCUGGCUUCUGUUGGGGAGCUAAAGUUGUAGUUGAACUGGGGAAGUGUGAGCUUAUUCAAGCUGGUGUCUUUUUACAUCCUUCUUUUGUUACUGUGGACGAUAUAAAGGCUAUUAAGGUACCGCUUGCAGUAUUAGGGGCAGAAACUGAUCACGUCUCUCCACCCGCACUCUUGCUCCAAUAUGAAGAAGUCUUGAAAACUAGACCCGAGAUUGACAGCUACGUGAAGAUAUUCCCCAAAGUUGCACAUGGCUGGACUGUAAGAUACAAUGUUGAAGAUGCAGAAGCGGUGAAAGCUGCAGAAGAGUCUCACGAGAACAUGCUGGAGUGGUUUGUCAAGUAUGUCAAAUGACAAACUUCUUGUUGAAGAAAAUCUUGUGUACUAUCUAUAGUACAACUCUGUUGCUAAGAUCAUAGUAAUUAUUAAAACGGCUCAACAGAGCUGGAUAAUUAGAUGUUCAUGUACUGCAAAAAACUAAGAACCAAGAAAUUUUUGGGUUCACAAUAAUAAAACAGGGUUAGCAAUAAUGCCA